GUUAGUAUCCAACUGGCUUACUAGUCCUCGUGGUUGUGAAAUUUUUCAUAUCCAAGAUUUCAUUUAUAAGUCCAAUGAAAUAUCAGUGAGCCCCAACUAGAUUAUCUGUCAAGCUGAACUGUUCCCGCGUUAGACAACUUUCAUAUAUUAAAUUUCUGUCUGUCAUCGUUAAAGCUAAUACCUUUGUUUAUAGCCACUAGGAUCUUCAAUCAAGUUCUUGUAGUACGUCAUGACAUGGGUCAACCUUCCCAUUGAGUAACUUUGUUUGGAUUCGAUUUUUUGAAGUCAUUUACUGAGCUGACCGAUACUACUUGUUUUGGUCAGAGAUUCCACUUAUGAACCAAUAAAUUGGAAAAUCAGAACUAUGUAAUUGGUUGAUAUGGUUUCAGUAGGACAAUUCAAGUCUUCAUAUUUACUUUUCUAAAGGAGUUUUACAUUACGAACAUUCAUUUUACAGUACAAAAUCACUGCCUUUGUGUUUGCGAACUAAAAUUUGGUAUCCAAUCGGUAGCUAAAUGCUCCUUUUUUACUUGAAGUUGUUUUAUCAAAUAGUAUACUCUUUUCUAAUUUUUUUUUUAAAUUGAACUAAAUUACUCACUAUUUUACUUCCGUUUCUAAUUGUCCGACGAUAAAUGUAGCAUUUUAUUCAGUGAACUCUCGUGAUAUUAGCAAUGUGUGAUGACUCUUGGAUUAAUGAAUCUAAUAUCAAGGAUAGAGAUUCUCUGAUUACGUUGGCUAAGAUUCAGGAGCAAGCUGAGCGAUUUAAUGAUAUGGCGUGUGCUAUGAAGAAAGUUGUUGAGACGUCAAAAAAACUUAAUAAUGAGGAGCGAAACUUGUUUUCAGUGGCUUAUAAAAAUGUAGUUGGAUGUUGUAGAUCAGCUUGGCGUGUUGUUUCAAACAUUGAACAGCGAUUGGAUGAUCAGAAGAAAAAACAAGCGGGAGAAUACCGUAGCACUAUUGAGAAGGAAUUACAAGCUGUCUGCCAGGAAGUCUUAGAUUUAUUACACGAGUCACUACUCAAAAGUGAAAAUACAGCUGAAGGAAUCGUGUUUUAUAAGAAAAUGGAAGGUGAUUAUUAUAGGUAUUUAGCUGAGGUUCUAACUGGCGACAAACGUGCUGAUGUUGUUAAACAUUCACGGGAAGCUUAUCAGGCAGCAACGGAGAAGGCAAAUAGUGACCUGCCUCCAACUCAUCCAAUCCGUCUGGGCUUAGCUCUAAACUUCUCUGUGUUUUACUAUGAAAUCGAAAACAACCCCGAAAAAGCAUGCUCAAUUGCUCAGACUGCAUUUAAUGAAUCAAUCGGACAGUUGGACCAACCUGAAAGUGGUUCCUUCAAAGAUAGUACACUUGUAAUGCAACUUCUUCGUGAUAACUUAACUUUAUGGACUUCUGAACGUGAAGCUGCUCAGUAACACAGAAUAUCAGUGGCCACUUUAUUUUUACUUUGAAAACGUAACCUCAGAACUGCUCUUUACACUCACUUAAUAACGUAUGAACGAAUUUAUUGAUCACUUCUAAUUUAGUCUCUUGAAUAAAUCGUGUGGCAAUUGUCGUCAUUAUAUCAUAUAGUAUACCAAUCUCAGUUAAUAUCUGUGAAAAAUUCAACUGUAAAACCAUUCUUGCUAGUGUUGAUAUCUGUUCGUUCAACUAAGAUGAAUAGCUUUGUCAAAUAAAUUGCAAAUUCACUAAGUCUA
Messenger RNA from Schistosoma margrebowiei, 1694 nucleotides. The record is from the annotation of a GenBank genome assembly. Lineage: Eukaryota; Metazoa; Platyhelminthes; Trematoda; Strigeidida; Schistosomatidae.